AUGUAUUUUAUCCAAAAGCCAAAGUUGUUUUGCACUGGGAAUUGCGCAAGAUGUUCCUGACCCGAAUUAUUGUAUCGCAUUCUCAUCGAUAUUGAAAUGAUUAUUAAAACAAUUAUCACCGGAGCUCACUCAUUAUUGAUAUAACAGAGAAUUGGCAAUCUGUUAUCAUCAUGCGGUGUAAUUCCACCGAAAGGUAAAUAUCACCGGAGAUUCCGAAAUUUUCCGAGGAUUCACCACAGAUGUCUCUGUUAUGCCGACGUUUUGCGCAAGAGCUUUGAAUUUUCGCGAUAAUAUUGACUUAACAAAUGAAGUGAUUCAACAGAAACGGAUUAUUUUUCCCGGAACAGCGAAAUUUUCAUUUCAGGGCACAGAAAAAAUCGUUUUUCUAGUAGAUCGAUGCCAUCCAGAGACUGGGAACGUAACCCUUACCCCAUUCCGGACAUCUCCACCGAGGGAUUUUGGCUUUCGGAUGGACCGGUCUUCAGUAAAAAUCGGUUCGAGGGAGACAGGGAUUGGUCGGCUAAAUUGGAACCCCACGAGCGAUUAUUUACUCAUCAGACACUGACAAGUAUCCGGAGAGAUCACCGACUCGUUAGGCCCCAGGUACCCGAUGAUGCUCUUGAUCUGGCGCUUUCAGCUGCUUACGUUCAUAGUGAAGACACCAUGGUCCCCAAGAUGUACGUCAGCAUGCAGCCGGAGUCCUUGAACUGGGAGACUUGGAGAGUCCUUCGAAAUGGAAUGAAAAAGUCAUCCACUGCAGUUAUAAAAUCAAAAACCGGAGAUUCUUCGGGGAAGGUCUCAGCGACAUCAAGGACACCAAAAGGGGCACCUCGGGGUGGCGCCCGAGGUGCAGGAAAAGGCAGUGGAUCAAAGAAACCGAGAAUAGGGGAUGAGGAUGACGAUGUCCUGGAUAAAGAGCACAGACGAGUGACUUAUGCGGCACAAAUGAUGGCAAUCGAGAGGAUUCAUCCGAGCAGUCUAAAGCUAGCUAUCGACGGUCCUCAUAUAGGUCUAACAAAUCCAGGGUACAGCCGUAAAAUUGAUGGGACAUUUUACAGCAUAUAAAUUUUACAAAAUUAUAUAAAACUCACGAUUCAAUACCUAUUUUUCCAUCAAUUUAAAAAAACCCUUUCAACCAAAAAAAAUUGCUCUUCACCGAUGAAAUUUUAUUUUCAUCCCUUCAUCAUAAAAUUCCCUCUCAACGCAAUUUUAUAGAUUAUUUCAAUUUGGUAAUAGUUUCAGGAUUAAUUGAGCCGGAAAAUUAUGUGUUAAUGCUACUCAAAUUUAAGCUGACAUAAAUGUCAAAUAUUUUAUGAUGGAAAUGGUAGUGACAGGCUCCAAUGUGUCAACGAUAUUUUCGCAUGUAAACGUUAUUGAAUUAUCAAUAAAACAA
Fopius arisanus is the source of this 1393-nucleotide messenger RNA. RefSeq lists its product as uncharacterized. Bases 397 to 1065 code for a protein of 222 amino acids. NCBI's taxonomy places the organism in Eukaryota, Metazoa, Arthropoda, Insecta, Hymenoptera, Braconidae. The transcript is spliced from 4 exons. The record is from RefSeq and is a predicted model, not a curated record.